CAGCGCGCUGGGUUUCCGAUGAUCUCCGAAGUGAAGUGCUGCUCUCAGGAAGAUCCGGGUGCUGCUGGACUCAACAUAAACAGCAAUGGCGGAGGCAGCAGCAGCGUCCACGGCGGCUCCGGCGAUAACAGGAGGCUGGACCAAGAACGUUACCUGCAGGUAUUUCAUGCAUGGGCUCUGCAAAGAAGGCAACAACUGUCGAUACUCCCACGACCUGGCCAGCAGCAGCCCGGCAGCGAUGACCUGCAAGUUCUUCCAGAAAGGAAACUGUGUGUUCGGAGAUCGAUGCAGGUUCGAGCACUCCGAGCCCCCCCAGCAGGACGACGUGAAGGGGUCCCCGGGGUCGCCGCUGCCCUCCGCCGCCCAGCCCCGCCCCCCCGCCGGCGCCCCCGACCCACCAGAGGGCGCCGCGGGGGCCGUGGGCUGGGUCAACGCCGCGGAGUUCGUGCCGGGACAGCCCUACUGCGGCCGGGCGGAGCCCGGUGAAGGGGAGGGGCCCCAGGCCGUCUCCAAGGAAACGGAGAAGGAGGCGGGCCCGGAGGACAAGGAGCGCCGGAAGCAGCUGUGUCCGUACGCCGCCGCCGGCGAGUGCCGCUACGGCGUCAACUGCGCCUAUCUCCACGGCGACGUGUGCGACAUGUGCGGCCUGCAGGUGCUCCACCCGACCGACAACGCCCAGCGGUCGGACCAUACCAAGGCCUGCAUCGAGGCGCACGAGAAGGACAUGGAGAUCUCGUUCGCCAUCCAGCGCAGCAAGGACAUGAUGUGUGGCGUGUGCAUGGAGGUGGUGUUCGAGAAGACCAACCCCAGCGAGCGCCGCUUCGGCAUCCUGUCCAACUGCAGCCACUGCUACUGCCUCAAGUGCAUCCGCAAGUGGCGGAGCGCCAAGCAGUUCGAGAGCAAGAUCAUCAAGUCUUGCCCAGAGUGUCGGAUUACAUCCAACUUCGUCAUCCCGAGUGAAUACUGGGUAGAGGACAAAGAAGACAAGCAGAAGCUGAUCCAGAAAUACAAGGAUGGCAUGGGGACCAAGUCGUGCCGGUACUUCGACGAGGGCCGGGGCACCUGCCCGUUCGGCUCCAACUGCUUCUACAAGCACGCCUUCCCGGACGGCCGGCUGGAGGAGGCCCAGCCCCAGCGGCGGCAGGCUGGCUCCAACGGGAGGAACCGGAGUGGGCGGCACAUACCCCUCUGGGACCUCCUGGACGAGCGGGAGAGCUCAGACUCUCUGGACAACGAGGACGAGGAGAUGGUGACCUUCGAGCUCAGCGAGAUGCUGCUGAUGCUGCUGGCCGCUGGCGCCGACGAGGACGAGGACGUCACCGACUCGGAGGACGAGUGGGACUUGUUUCACGAAGAGCUCGACGACAUCUACGAGAUCUACCUAUAGCUGCCCCCUGGCCCCGCCCCCAAAAUCCCCCAUUAGCCCCGCCCCCAAAUCC
Gadus chalcogrammus (walleye pollock) is the source of this 1439-nucleotide messenger RNA. It is a transcript of the gene mkrn1, whose product is annotated as makorin, ring finger protein, 1. Gene Ontology annotation, molecular function: ubiquitin protein ligase activity; metal ion binding. Gene Ontology annotation, biological process: protein polyubiquitination. The coding region runs from base 86 to 1387 and encodes 433 amino acids. NCBI's taxonomy places the organism in Eukaryota, Metazoa, Chordata, Actinopteri, Gadiformes, Gadidae. The record is from RefSeq and is a predicted model, not a curated record. The transcript is spliced from 8 exons.